Molecule: messenger RNA, 1479 nt
Organism: Bacillus rossius redtenbacheri
Lineage: Eukaryota; Metazoa; Arthropoda; Insecta; Phasmatodea; Bacillidae
Exons: 2
Coding region: 926-1405 (159 amino acids)
Source: RefSeq, a predicted model, not a curated record
AUAUUACGGGAGUCAUAACAAUUUUUCUGUUUUUUUUUUUUAAAUAUAUAGCCCAUUUCUGUCCCUUUGGCCGGAUAUUGGCCAUUAAAGAACUCGACCAAAAUUUUUCAUUAAUAGAUUUUAUUUAUCAGUUUGGAAGUGAUUUGAGAAAAACUGUGACAGUUAUCAUGUCCAUCUCACUAGAUACCUCUUUCCACCAUCUGAGGAUGUCGAGGGACGAGGACUCCCCGGCAGAGCUCACUUUAAUAAACAUCCUUGGUACCACGAGGAGGUAGUGAGUUGCCUUGGUGCGGAGAGAUUACGUAUUUGUAUCCAUGCACCCCGUUUCGUGAUCCUGUUGGAUUCUGCCUCGUAUGCUAGUGCUGGCAACAGCUCUGACACCUCAAACAGCAGACACCUAUUCCCGCACGAGUCAGGAUCACGCCCAAGAACUUGGGCACCGUUAUUCUCGCAGCUCUGAGUCAUAAGUCGGGGAAGUUGGUGAUGCGACACUUCGGAAGGCUACAAGACCUUUUCAUGGGCAAUGCUGGCAGGUAUAGAACACGGGGGGCUACCUGCGGUAAGGAGCGAGGCUGGUGGCGAUAUCGCCGAAUUCUUGGGAGUGAAGCUAGAGUGAAGUAAAGAUGGUGAGUAACUCCUUAGGAGCUUUGUGUGAGAAAAUCGGAGCAUGCAGCGGACGAGUGUGUAGUGGACCGAGGUGUGUGUAAGAGACAAAAAGUAGAGAUGGAGCCACCAUCGAGGCAAGCUCCGGUGGGGAGAGUAAACAGUAGACUUAUUUUGUGGAUGGUUAUUUUAGGAAAAAAAGUAUAUGAUUUUAGUUGGUAAAUAAACUCUAAAUUAUUAUUAUUAUGGUCUAUCCUUUGGGACCUGGGAGUUCAGGUGCUCCAGCAGAGUGCUGGCGGCCGGCUCCAGCGCGCUGUCGGCGAUGGCGGCCACGUACACCUGGUCGGCGUACGUGAACACGGACACGGCUAUGCCGGGCGCGCCCUGCGCAGGCAGCAGCGGGUACACGCCCUUGAGCAGGCGCCCGCCCACGGCCAGCGCCGACGGCGGGCCCGGCACGGAGCUGAACUGCAGGCUGGCCUUGGAGGCGACGGCGGCGAGCAGGCGGCGCGCCAGCCCCCCAGGCCCGGCCGCCACCAGCGCCGCGGUCGCCGCGUACACGGCCGCGUGGUCGGCGGACGAGCGCAGGGCGUCCAGCAGCCGGCGCGUCGCCCACAGGCGCGGCACCGCCCCUUCCACGCCGACGGGCAGCCCCAGGAGUACGGGCGCCAGCUUGCUGCCCAGGCGGCGGCCGCCGGGGCGAGUGGGGCUCACGUCGCCGCGCAUGUCCACCGGGAGCACCACCUGCAGGGCGCGCAGCUCCGUCACCACGGUCCACCGGUGUCUUUUGAGACCUGCUUGAUGCGCGCCACCUUGGGCAGCGCUAUGGCCGCGGACCAGGCGACGGUGGCUCGCCCCGUGCAGCUUGCUCCUCGC